Anopheles aquasalis is the source of this 1004-nucleotide messenger RNA. RefSeq lists its product as uncharacterized. The record is from RefSeq and is a predicted model, not a curated record. NCBI's taxonomy places the organism in Eukaryota, Metazoa, Arthropoda, Insecta, Diptera, Culicidae.
AACCAUAAGUAGUCGAUCGAGUGAGGCUCUCUAGGCCAAGCGCAGCGUUCCGUUCCGCGACCGUACACCACCGGGCAGUCAUGGAGCGAAGCUGGAUGAAGACGCUCGCGAUCGGUCUGCUCUGCUGUUUACUGAUCGUGUGCACGGAUGGCGCAGAUCAGUCCGUCACCGUGGAUGACAUUAUACGGUCCGUUACGGCAGUUCGUGCGCAGAUUGGAAUGGCACUAAAGGACCGGAUUGCACAACAAACUGCCGGGAACCGGAUUGCACCGGUGAGACCACCGAACACGGCUAGCGGACGUGUUCCUGGCCUGACAAUCCUGUUCCGUGGUGUGCCGAACAGAAAUCGAACGACAACAAACAAGUUCAACGGUUAUCUGCCACCUCUGGAAGUUAGCACGUUGGGAACAACCACGAUAACACCAAGCAGCAGCACCGGAAUGGUCAGUUCUGAGGGAUUCUCCACCUCAACCAGGCCACCAGUGGAUCCGGAGGAGAGCCCUGAUCCAACGAGUGCUCUGCGUGCCAAUCCUCUUGGCUUCAUAUUCCCGUCUCAGCAGCAGUUGGACCACUUUAACAGUCAGUUUGCGAGACCUUGGACAGGAGAUGGAGGUGCGCUGAAAUCAGGGCAAUCCACCACGACUCCUCGUGUGGUUGAUUUCGUGUUUCCAACGGAUGAUACGGAUGAUGUGGCUGGGCCACCGGUAACCAGGCGUCCUAGCAUUGCCACUGGCGUAACAGAGCCCUCAGAUACUGUACGGAUAGGCACAAGCUCGACGAGUUCACCGGAACCACACAUCCCGGAAGUUGCAACUGAAGGCAUCAUCUCCGGAAGCUCGCUGGGAACAACGGAAGAUACUGUCGAGGAGGAAACAACGGAGCCCGAAGGACUUGGCAACCGAAUCGAUCAGAAAGUUCUACUUUCUCUCGUGGGAUAGCCGUGGCACCUCCGGUCAUCUUAGAGUCUAAUCUUAUUGAAGGAAAUACAAUAACUGGAAAGCUUA